AAACCUAUAAACGGGCAAAUUUAGAAAGAGUCUGAACUCCUGUUUAAACAUGAGGGGUCUCCUGCUGUGCUGCUUUGUGGCUCUGGCCACAUGCCAAAGUCUUCGAUAUGAUGUCAGCCUGAAUCCAAAGAAAUCCUACGAAUACAGGUAUGAAGGAAUGGUGAAUUUUGGACUCGGAAAGCAAAACCUUGCAGAAUCUGGUGUAAAAAUAACCUGCAAGGUCAAGAUUACUGGUGCAUCAGAGCAAACCUAUGUCCUUCAGGUGUCUGAUUUGGCUUUUGCUGAAUACAAUGGCUUCCCGGGUAAAAAUGGUUACGACGCCUCACCGGAACUCACCAGCCGCAUUGCUGCUCAGCUCGUGAAGCCCUUCAUGUUUGAAUAUGCAAACGGCCAUGUUGGCGACAUCAGGGCCUCUCCUGAGGUCUCCACCACUAUUGUUAAUAUUGUGAGAGGGAUCCUUGAUUUCUUCCAAGUAACUGUAAAGACCACACAAAGGGUUUAUGACCUUGAGGAGGUUGGAAUCCAUGGCAAGUGUCAGAGCUAUUACACCAUUGAAGAGAACAUGGAAGCAAAGAACGUCACCAUCAGUCAGGUUGUGGAUGUUACAAAGUGCAGGGAGAAGGCAGAAAAGUACAAAGGGAUGGCGACUGCUGUGGUGGACAAACUUUCCAAACAGAGAGGGGAGUCGGUUUAUUCAACUGUGAGAAAUGUUUAUACCAUCAAACCGACGACUGAGGGAGGUCUCCUCACCAAAGCAGAGGGUCGGGAACGACAGCACUUCACACCAUUUAAUGUCAAGGGGGGGGCUUUUAAGAUGCAAGCGACGAAAGAGUUGGUUCUGCUUGGUGUGUCCGACACUGCAUCAACCCCCACGUUUGGACCAAUGGAAAGCAAAGGCGAUAUCAUUUUCAAGUUUGCAAACAUAAACUACAAUUUCCCAAUUCUCAUGCAGAACCUCGAGGACCCCAUUCCAAAGAUUACUAAACUCAUCAAGAGACUGGCUGCAGCAAACAGUUACCAGGUCGACAGUGCAUCAACCGAAGAUUGCAUGAAGUUGUAUCAGCUUAUGAAAGUUGUGCCAUUUGAGGGAUUGACUGUUCUGUGGAAAGAAUUUGAGGGAAAUCCAGAGCAGAGGCGCUGGUUUUUGGAUGUGACUGUAGAAAUUGGUGAUGCCAGAACUUUCAACUUCCUGAAAAGUAGGUUCCAGGCAAGAGAUUUGACUCCAACUGAGGCUUGGCAAACAUAUCUGAUGGCUGUUGAACAUCUUGAGGCAACUCUGGAGCUGGUUGAAAUCUCAAAAGAGUUUCUGAGAAUACCAUACAGCAAAUCUGACAUAAACUUGUGGCACACUGUGGUGCUUUCCUAUGGCUCUGUGGUGUACAAGCACUGUGCAUAUCACACACCUUGUCCAGUUUCUACAGUUCAGCCUCUGCUGGACAUGGCCACAGAGGCUCUGAGGGACAACGACAAGGAAGACAUGAUCCUGGUUCUGAAGGCUCUGGGGAACGCAGGUCAUCCUGGCAGCAUUAAAACCAUCAUGCGUUUCCUCCCUGGAGUGGCCGCCACCCCGAAGGAUCUGCCCCCUGCAGUUCAAAGUGCAGCCGUGCAGGCUAUGAGACUCAUAGCUGCCAGGGACCCUCACAGUGUACAAGACAUCACCAUGAGUCUUAUCCUGCAAAAGGACCUUCCUAGUGAGAUUCGCAUGCUGGCUUUGGUUAUCCUCUUUGAUGCCAAGCCAUCGAUGGCGGCAGUGUCAACAGUAACCGAACAUCUCCUGGAUGAGGAAGACCUUCAUGUUGCCAGCUUUGCAUACUCAUACCUGGAAGGUUUUGCCAGAUCCACUACUCCAGACAACCACUUCCUCUCCACUGCCGCGAAUGUAGCCGUGAAAAUUCUGGCUCCUAAGUUUGGCCGUCUCAGCUACUAUUACAGCAAAGCAAAGCACAUGGACUGGUUUGAUGAUGACUUCCUUAUUGGUACAGCCACUGAAAUGUACAUGAUAAGAAAUGCAGCAUACAUGUUCCCCUCUGAGGUCAUGAUGAGUGGGAAGCUACAUGUAAUUGGUAGAAUUGUGAAGCUCCUGGAUCUGGGUAUGCGUCUAGAGGGACUUAAAGAGCUGUUUGGUGCUGGCAUCCCAGGAUUUAAAGGGGAUUAUAGUUUCAGCGACUUUGAGGCUAUCCUCAGAGUGCUUGACAGCUGGGAGGACUUGCCAAACAACGAGCCCCUCUUUACAGCCUAUUCUCGUGCUUCUGGACAAGAGUGGUUCUAUGCUGACGUCAGUAAAGAUUUAUUAAGGAGUAUUAUCACGGCUCUGAAUCCGUCUGCAUGGAAAGGAAGUCCCCUGUGGGCUGCCAUCGAGUCUUUAAAAAGUGGAGCAUCGUGGCACUACUCGCGAGCUUUCUUGAUCAUAGAAGCUAGUUACUUUCUGCCAUCCACUCUUGGUCUUCCCGUGGAGAUUAGCAAAUACUAUAAUUCUAUCACUGUGAUGACUGUCAACGCUAAAGCUGUUGCGAAGCCACCACCAACGCAACAUCUGCACCAGCUUUUGAAUUCUGAAAUUGAACUGGAGACAGACGGUUUUGCUGGUGUCACAAAGGACUUUUGGGUUUUCUACGGAGUCAACACAGAGCUGUUCCAAAGUGGAUCUGAAUUCCACAACAAAGUUCCCAUCGGUCUACCAUGGAAGUUCACAACCAAAGUCAACAUUCCAGAAAAGAAAUUUGAAUUGGAGUUCCCUCCUUGUACAAAAGAGAUUCCACUUAUUUCAAUGAGAGCUGAUGUGUAUGCCAUCUCAAGAAACAUUGCAGAACCAGAUAUGCAUAAGAGGACACCGAUCAUGCCAAAUCCUACUGAAUCAAAUGCUGAGUCUCAAAAGCCAUUUUGGAACCCUAACUAUUGGCAUCCAUCCUACAACAUGUGUGCUGAGAGCGACAUCUAUGGUGUUGGCAUGUGCAUGGAAUACGAUCUGAGGAGGCAGUAUUAUCAUGAGGAGUUCCCAUUGUACUAUUUCUUAGGAUACAGCCACAUGGAACUCAAAAUUGUGCCAGUUAACACGACCAAAACUGUUGAAAAAAUCUACUUUGAGGUAAAUGCUGGCACCUUCAAACACCCAAUAAAUGCACAACUGCUCCAGAGUUUGGCACAGCUUUCUAAGGGACGGAGCUCAACACCUGAAGCUCUGUUUAAUUUCAAAGCCUUGGCAAUGGCUGGGAACCAGAAGCAUGAGGGUUAUGAUGCUGCAGUGUACUAUACACCCGAGGCAAAUGCACACAGUACCCAGCUAAUUGUGUCCCAAGUUGGAGCAAACACCAACUGGAAGAUGUGCGUUGACACUAGUGUGGAUGCUCGUCCUGAGGCAAAGACACAUCUUCGAUGGGGAGCUGAGUGCCAGUCCUAUGAAAUGUCCAUGACAGCUGGUGCUUUACAUAUGAACAGUUCCAAACCAACAUUAAUGUCUAAAGUACAAUUCGUCCGCAUCCCAGAGUACAUGGAAGAGAUGGGCAAAAGAGUGGAACGCUACAUUCCUGGAAUGGGUUUACUUCUCGGAUUCUACCAGGAAAAUGAAAGAAAUGCCAACCAGGAGGUGUCUGCGUCCAUUACUGCUGUCUCAGAAGACAGCAUUGAUGUGAAUAUUCAAUUCCCAGAGUACACUGUGUACCGCAAGGCUGUGCCACUUUCAGUUGGUUUCCAGCACAACAUGACAACACCACAAUAGACAGCUUUGGAUGAGCAUGACGUUGUAAAGUCAACAAAGCCCAGAUGGAAGCAAGAUGUCUGAUUCAUUAUCACAGACUUCAACUCACAUCUCUCCACUGAGCUAAACAUCAGGAACUUAAAAUAAACUUUACAACCAGAAAUGAAAAAGUAAUCUUUGCUAUUGCCUGUAUUACAAUGAUCUGUAUAUGGUUAGAAUGUAGUGGUUUGAAAUGAUGUUCAUACACUAACAUGAACCUUUAACCAUGAACAUGUAAAGUGUUUAUAACUGUUUGUCGAUUCGUAGUUUUCUUUUACUGCGUUUACCACAACUCUUGAUUAAAGAAAUGCAGAGAAAUCUG
Molecule: messenger RNA, 4055 nt
Organism: Oryzias latipes (Japanese medaka)
Lineage: Eukaryota; Metazoa; Chordata; Actinopteri; Beloniformes; Adrianichthyidae
Gene: vtg3
Product: vitellogenin 3, phosvitinless
Biological process (GO): cellular response to estrogen stimulus; response to estradiol; lipid transport
Molecular function (GO): lipid carrier activity
Source: RefSeq, a predicted model, not a curated record